CCACCAGACUCUCCUCCCCCAGGCCGCCCCCUUUUCUCUCUCAGUCCCCGGUACCUUUAAGCUUGGCCUACGUGGCAGCCCUAGCAGUGAUCAGCUGCUGUCGGAGGAGGGGCCGAAUACACACGCUGGGCUAGGCCUCACGUCAUUACCACAGUGCCGGGGACUUGAGUAGCUACAGUGCCGGGAACAGCCUCUCCAUGGCCAGCAACAACAUCAUGGGAAACGCCGAGGACUUUGUGGAUCAGGUUGCAUCGGUUAGUUCCUUCUGACCACUCAUUUCCUUAGAGUUACAAAACAGUAUCUUCCCCACGUGGCACGACUGUGUCUCAUCAGUACCUUCCUAGAGGACGGAAUCCGAAUGUGGUUUCAGUGGAACGAGCAGAGAGACUACAUUGAUGCAACCUGGAACUGCGGGUAUCUGCUUGCAACUAUAUUUGUCCUCCUCAACUUGCUGGGACAACUAGGUGGUUGUAUAUUGGUCCUUAGUAGAAACUUUGUACAGUAUGCGUGUUUUGGGUUGUUUGGAAUUAUAGCAAUGCAGACUAUCGCAUACAGUAUCCUGUGGGACCUGAAAUUCCUGAUGAGGAACCUGGCACUUGGGGGAGGUCUCUUGCUCCUUCUGGCGGAGUCUCGGUCAGAAGGUAAAAGUAUGUUUGCUGGGGUCCCCACUAUGGGCGAGAGCUCUCCGAAGCAGUACAUGCAACUAGGGGGCCGCGUACUGCUCGUUCUCAUGUUCAUGACGUUGCUUCAUUUCGACGCCAGCUUCUUCUCCAUUCUGCAGAACAUUGUGGGCACGGCGCUGAUUAUCUUGGUUGCUAUCGGCUUCAAGACCAAGCUAGCCGCUCUUACUCUGGUCGUGUGGCUAUUUGCUAUCAACGUCUACUUCAAUGCCUUCUGGACCAUCCCAGCAUACAAGCCCAUGCAUGACUUCCUCAAGUAUGAUUUCUUCCAGACCAUGUCUGUUAUUGGGGGGCUGCUUCUAGUGGUGGCUCUGGGCCCAGGUGGAGUCUCUAUGGACGAAAAGAAAAAGGAAUGGUAACAUCUCACCAGACCCAACACUGCUUGUAAAUUGUACAAUGUCUUGUAUGAAAACAGAGUCCUGGUGAAACAUCUGCCUGAAAGUUGUCCUCUAAACAUCUUGUGCACCGCAGAGUUCUGCGGACUGUAUGUGAUUCUUCGUCAUCGCUGAAAGUCCACCUGAGUGCGUUUGUCAUUAAUGCAGUAUCCUGUAAUCCUUUAUAGAACUAUUCAUCUCCAAUCUGCUUACCAGGCUUCCACCUGGUCAGCCAUGUUUGUGGUAGCUCCAUUUAAGGAGCUUAGUGGUACUGGGAUAGUUAAGAGACUCUGUGGCAGUAUACAUUGCAGUAUGUUUUUUGUCUGCAGCUUUUAGAUAUACCCUUUCAGUGCCUGAUGAUAAUUUCUAACGGAUAUAAUCCUCUGGCCUUGAAAGAGGAGACUGGAGGUUUAACAGCCUCAUGAAGUGUGCUAAUUCUAUGCCUUGCAGUAGUGGGAACAAUUACAUAACUCUUAUUCUUUACUGACAAAAUGCAGCACUGGUAUAUGCGUGUUCUGAAAUUAUCCUCAGUUCUGUAAGGCAAAGUCCUGUGUUCCCUUGUUAAAGUAUGGCAGUACAGUGCGUUAGAGUGCUUCGCUCGCUUUAGAUUAUCCCUUCCUAAGGGGGGGGGAAACAUGCUGUGAAACGCUCCUGGAAUUAUUGUCUGUUGUCUUUAAAUUGCGUAGAAGACCCAUUUUACUACAGAUUUAGGUCACAUACAUUUAUUUGCAAUAUUCUGCACAAACUGAAAAUUUCUUAAAAUGUACAGAGGUAUCCGCCCCCUAGGAACUUUAUAAAGAAGAUUUUAAUACAUCAUAAAGGUUGUAACUCUCUCAAACUUCACCCCAUGUCCUAUUAUAGUGCUAGGUCUUAAGUGUACAUCCAGCAGAUCUGAAAAGCAAGGGGGGGUGUUUUUUUGUUUAGUUUUUUUGAGGGAAGUAUUGAUUGUCUACUGUGCACAUUUUACAAUUCUCUUUUUAAAGUCUGUUAGUUUGUGCUGUGUUUACAGUCGUCACUGUGAGCUAUUAAAACAGAAGGAAACAUAUUUUUUUUUUGUAUUCACUACACAAUUAAUGUUACACACAUAGAAGUGAGACACAGAGCAAGACAUUUCCCCAUUUUUUUCUAAACAUUUAAUUACGGGUUUAAGCUACAGAUAUCCAAAUUUGAUGCUAUUAUUUAACAAAUAGGCAGCGUUUUUAUGAUUAUAUGAAACCAGUUAAUUUACAUGUGCUCAAGUUAACCCACAUGCAGAGGGCCUGUGAAAUCCUGCCCUGUUUACUGCCCAUCAAAAGGUUCGGAAUUCACUGGUUUUUAACAAACAUUGAGAAUCUUGUUACUUGUGUACCCAUCAAUGUGCUGCUAGUCAUGACUUAUUACAAUGGAAACCCCUCAUACAACAGUUCUGGUUGCUGUUCAUAUACCACUCAGUGCUGAAUUAUUCUUUUUUUUUGUGCUGUAAGAGAUUAACCCAUAAGCGGUACUCCAUGUAUACAAUCCGUAUGAUUUAAUAGUACCCUUCUUGAUAUGUGCUUAUAAGUUACCUUCAGUGUGUAACAAAUACAAAGUGGUUGUUCACUCACUAGAGAAGUGUUGUUGGAAGCACUGACAUCAGCCUUAGAUAAUCACUUAGGCAGUUCAUUUCAAAUGCAAAGUGGUCCAUCAAGGAAAAGGUGUGUGAUUUUGUUUUUUGCAUCUUCAUACAAUGUCAAUCUGUACAUCAGCGCUUGUUUGAUUGCCAAAACCAAUUUUAUACAGGUGGAUAAGGAAAUGACUUUUGAAAGCGCUAUUGUGUUUUGUUUUUUUUAAAUAUUAUUUAUCCUUUAUCUGUGCUGGUUUUCUAUGUCACACUGUCCUGCAAUGUGCUGCACGUCUAAAAUAAAGAUGGUUUAUACAAAAUGAUCUCCCUGUACUGCAAACUAGGUCUGGACUUGUAUGCGUUUUGUACUUCCGCAGGCUGCUUUUUAUUCCACACUGCAAGAUCUUCACAACUGUUCUGUAUUUGUUGACUAACCCUGAAAAAAUAUAUAUAAAAGUUUUUAUCAUUCUAUAAAA
This is a messenger RNA of Bombina bombina (fire-bellied toad), 3109 nucleotides long. It is a transcript of the gene SURF4, whose product is annotated as surfeit 4. The transcript has 7 exons. Gene Ontology annotation, cellular component: endoplasmic reticulum-Golgi intermediate compartment; membrane; endoplasmic reticulum. The record is from RefSeq and is a predicted model, not a curated record. NCBI's taxonomy places the organism in Eukaryota, Metazoa, Chordata, Amphibia, Anura, Bombinatoridae. Gene Ontology annotation, biological process: Golgi organization. Bases 359 to 1039 code for a protein of 226 amino acids.